AUGGAUCCACACGACGGCUACGACGCCGACCCAAAGCGCAAAGGCAAGGGAAAAGCAGCUUCCGAUGCUGCGCCUACCAGGGUUGACAGUGCAAACAACCCUCGACAUCAGCAAGGAGACGGCGAUGCACAAUCUGAGCCUUCGCUUGCAAACCGCCUUGUAACAUCAGCAGCUAACCUUUCUCGAGCUGCUCUGGCAGGCCGCCCUGUUGCCGAGGGCAUCCGAAGCGGAAUUUCUGCAAAGCCGUACGCACAGGCCGAGGCCAGCACCAGCUCUGCCCAAGACUCCGUACGCCAGGGACAGACGACUGCUACCUAUCGUGGCGCAGAUGGCCAUGGAAGUGGUGUUGGGUCCUUCUCGUCAUCACUACACUCAACCACAGCUGGCGAAAAGCAGUACGACAGUUUUAUGGGUGCCCAAGCAGCGCUUGACAGCUCGGUCCAGCUACAGACACCAGACCAUGCCCCGCCAGGCCUCGCUGAUCCAGCGAGCACGCGGCACAACUUUCGUUUCUUAGGAAGCCAGUCUGAUGUCAAAGACCAAGAAGCCAGGGAUGGCCAGCAGGUCAUUGACUUGCUAACUGCCCCAGGAGAGUUGGCCGAUUUCCAAGACAUUGACGACAGCCUCCAAACCUUCAUUUCACAGGAAGAAGAAGACUCGUUGAGAAAGGCGCUCUUUAGUGGCAGGGGGGAUGGCCCUACCUCCAACUGGACUCCCCUCCUCGACUUCCAGCCCGACUUCCUUCAAGGAGGCGAAGUCACCGAAUUGUUACAGCAUUUUGGCGUUGCCGACCUUCGGCAAGCCAGAGCCAUGUGGAUGGACAGCUGGAACGACGUGCUCGCAAGCUAUACAGACCAAGUUUGGGGCGACCUCGGCCCCUUAGCCCGAGAAGCGCAGAGAGAAAUCCAAGAGGCGCGUGAGCAGGGGACGACGGCGACUAUGGACCCCGGCGGGAUGCAGGCGCUUCAACGACUGCGACAGAUUCUAGCGCACGUCCGGGGUCAUUAA
Molecule: messenger RNA, 1008 nt
Organism: Colletotrichum spaethianum
Lineage: Eukaryota; Fungi; Ascomycota; Sordariomycetes; Glomerellales; Glomerellaceae
Exons: 1
Coding region: 1-1008 (335 amino acids)
Source: RefSeq, a predicted model, not a curated record